UACGCUGUUUUUUUCCUUCCAGGCCCUGCACGCUGAGUGUGAAUUAGGGCAGCAGACAUGUCGGGCUCCAUGGACAGCUCCAUGAUCGAUGUGUCCAGUGACAGCUUCUGGGAGGUUGGGAACUAUAAGCGCACAGUGAAGCGGGUCGACGAUGGCCACAGACUUUGCAGUGAUCUGAUGAACUGCCUUCAUGAACGUGCUCGUAUAGAAAAAUCCUACGCACAGCAGCUCACAGAAUGGGGCAAGAGGUGGCGACAACUGAUUGACAAAGGCCCUCAGUAUGGCACACUGGAGAGAGCCUGGUCAGCACUGUGCACUGAAGCAGAAAAAGUGAGUGAGCUGCACAUGGAGGUGAAGGCCGCGCUGAUGGGAGAGGACUACGAGAAGCUCAAGAACUGGCAACGUGACGCCUACCACAAACAGAUGAUUGGGGGAUUUAAAGAAACAAAAGAGGCGGAUGACGGAUUCAGAAAGGCACAGAAACCUUGGGCAAAAAAACUCAAAGAGGUGGAGACGAUGAAAAAGACCUAUCACUCGGCCUGUAAAGAAGAGAAGCUUGCCGCCAGCAGAGAAACCAACAGUAAACUGGAGAGCAACAACAAUCCUGAGGCUCAGAAAAAACUGCAGGAAAAACUAGAGAAGUGUCAACAAGAGGCACAAAAGACAAAGGAGCGCUAUGAGAAGUCCCUAGAGGAGUUGGACAAGCUGACCCCUCAGUACAUGGAAAACAUGGAGCAAGUGUUUGAGCAGUGGCAGCAGUUUGAAGACAAACGCAUUAGCUUUUUCAAAGAAUUGCUCCUGGAAGUCAAACAACAUCUGGACCUAUCCAGCAAUCACAAAUUUCAGACAAUCUACCAUACGCUGGAAGACACGAUUUCUGCUACUGAUGCCGAAGACGACCUCAAAUGGUUCCGGUCAAACCACGGUCCAGGCAUGCCCAUGAACUGGCCACAGUUUGAGGACUGGUCUUUAGAUUUGAACCGGACUCUGAGCAGACGAGAAACAAAGAAGAAGUCAUCUGAAGGUGUAACACUGACUGGGAUCAGUCAGACUGGAUCUGAUCAGCCUGUGAAGACCACAAGCAGCCUCACCAUGCCCACCAUAACUGAACCGGUGAGCACAAACCCCUUUGACGAAGAUGACGAUGAGGAGGAGGUGCAGACCACAGUCAACCACAACAGUGUCAAUAAAGAAGAAAUAAACAUUGCUAGCAGUACAGAGAAGGCCCCGGACUGGUCUGAUGAAGACACAAGCGCGAAUCCCUUUUCCACCAACGGAAAUGGAAAUCCGUUUGAGGAUGAACCAUCUUCUCUGGGGAUAUCUGUGCCUGUUCGAGCUCUGUACGAUUAUGAAGGGCAGGAACAGGAUGAGCUGAGUUUCAAAGCAGGAGACGAAUUCACAAAAAUUGGUGAAGAGGAUGACCAGGGCUGGUGCAAAGGUCGACUCAAGAAUGGACAAAUAGGUCUCUAUCCUGCCAACUAUGUUGAAGACAUCCAGUAAAACACCGCCAAGCUCUAUAUUCUGUGUCUUUCCUGUGGACAGUCAGACUGAAGGACAGUAACAUCUGAGUGGACCACUUGUUAUAUUGUCUUCCCAUAAAAUUACCUUUGUUAAAACUAUUUAAAAUAUGGAAAUUAACCACUUCAAGUAUUGCUUAAGAAGCCAAAAAGCUUUUCCUGUAAUCAAUGGCACAAAGCAAAUGUUACCCAGAGCUACAACAAUCUGAUGUAUGCUGUUACAGAAAAUAUAACUUUUAUGAAAUUCAGUGACAUGUAUUUGAUCCUGUUUUGUUUUUUAAAAGAAGUUCACUGUUUUGCAUUUUUGUUUUUAGAAGAAAACCACUAUGGAUGCAUUAAGGGAGGUGAUCUAAAUACAUUUAAACCGUUUCUGCAGGUUGAAAAUGGGUCCAUUUUGAUUUAUAACAUGUUAAAAUGUUUUAAUAUUUGUAAUUCCUGCCUUUUUUCAUGCUUAGUUUGGAAGAUCUGAAAUUAUUAGGAAUGACCAAAAUAAAAAUCAACUGUCUAUAU
Periophthalmus magnuspinnatus is the source of this 2027-nucleotide messenger RNA. RefSeq names its product protein kinase C and casein kinase substrate in neurons protein 2-like. The record is from RefSeq and is a predicted model, not a curated record. Gene Ontology annotation, cellular component: cytoplasm; plasma membrane; endosome. NCBI's taxonomy places the organism in Eukaryota, Metazoa, Chordata, Actinopteri, Gobiiformes, Gobiidae. Gene Ontology annotation, molecular function: phospholipid binding; protein binding. Gene Ontology annotation, biological process: regulation of endocytosis; plasma membrane tubulation; cytoskeleton organization.